AUGCCAUGGCAUUUCGCGAACGUGCGCACGCCGAAAGGAACUUCUUCUGCGAGCCAUUUUCUGGUGCAGGCUGGUUCAGUUGCACUAUAUAAAUAUUACGAAUCGUUUGCCUCCUGUCCCUGCCAUGCGCCAAACAUGGAGCACAUGGAGGAUAUUGACGGCCACACAGCCAACCCGGAGACGGUAGAGGCCAUCCGGCAUUUCCGAGGGUACGCAAAGAUUGACCUUUCACAUUUUCGGCUGGAGGAUGACCACGUCCUCGGCUCCCGGCCCGUAGGCCAGAAUGUCGAGACUCAAAAUGUCUUGAGACUGCUAAAAUUAUUUGAGUCUGUGGGUUGUGACCGGCAAAAGCCGCAUACGAGCGGCGCAGGAAUUUUUCUACCUGGUGAGAGAUGGUGGGGAGCAAGACUUUAUCUAGACAGUAACACUGCUGCGAGAGAUCGGCUGCGAGAAAAGUACUCAAAUGAGCAGAAUUUCGGCGAUGGUGACAUCUAUCGCAACCUCCGCUAUCAUCAGCUACGGGGUAAUGGUCCUCGAGCGGAAGCCUGGUGGGCAAGGUGGAGUUCCCCUAAACGCCGCCAUGUGCGCCAGAUGCAGAAACAGGAGCGACUGCUAAACCAAUUUGAUCGCCUCUUACCGUAUGUUGGGCUGUGGGCCUCAGUCAAUGUUAAACUCUUUCGGCGUAUUGUUGACUCCAGAUGUUAUGAGGAGUCGAUUAAUUACUUAGACCAGACUUUUAAAGUCUGGUCUGUGCUUCCUCAUGAUGCUGCUGCUCUGGUUGAUGCACAGUCAGUGCAUCUCUUAGAGGGUCUGAUGCCAGCAUACUCUCUAGUGGAUCAGAAACGUAUUCAAGAUCUGAUGAACAACAGAGAAAUAUUUCCUGCACUUAUAGAUUCAGAGAGAAGAAGCAAGGUUUUGGAACGUUUGCUUCAGGUCUCCGGAAGAAUACUCUCUCUUCACACUUUCAGUCAGGACUUACUAUUCCUAGAACUCCCUAGCAAAGCAUUACGUGGUCUUCUUCCGAAAACUUUUAAGGGCUCUACGUGCCGCUAUUUCGUUGAGCAUAUGUGUCAGGUCGAACUCUAUGAACCAGAGCCAAAGAGACUUAGUGACACUGUGCGCAGAAUACAAAACACUCUAAAGCAACUGCAGGAGAAAAGAAAAAUAGCUGAUGGAGUGCCAGUAUUCAGUAAAAAUGCAACGAGCGAGCCUCUUUGUCGUCGGUAUAAUCGACCCCUUGCCUCCCACCUUGAGAGUGACCGGUGUUAUUUUUUCAUUGAGCAUAUUUACGGUACUGAUCAAUCUAUUGCUCAUCAUCCGACUUCAAUUGCGGUUACACGGGAGAUAAUAUUCUCUUUCUUUGGGAAGGAACCCAUAUAUGAUCAAAUUUUGGAACUUCCGGAAUCUCCAGAGCAUGAAGAUCAUCCAACAGGCAGCCCUGGCAUCCCAUUGGAACGACCCACCCUGCCGUGGCAAACAAGUAGUUAUAUGGAGUCGACACCACCUACAGAAUCCUGGGUUCAUGAAGAUCAUUCAUCAGGUAGCCGAGACGUCCCAUUUGAGCGAUCUAUCCUGCCAGGGCAACCUUCCAUUUUAAGCAGCUACGUGCCCUCGGGCACGAAUAAGCUAACGGUCCCCCAAGCAUCAGGAUUUGAAGACUUUAGCGGCGACCCAAAUACGAGGCUUGCCAUAGCAGCGAAUCGCAGUACAGAUGAGAUAUUGAACAUGUGGUAUGCUUCUCAAGACGACGGCCUCAUUGUCUUCUAUAUGUUUUCUACUCGACAAUUCUACAAAUUUUGGAAUGAUGACUUCGCUCUUCAAUCUACGAUAUUCUUACUAUCUAAAGAUCACUUUUUCAUGCAUUAUGUCGGGAAAAAAGGUCAAAGUUUACCUGAUGAAAGAAUCCUGGCAGUAGCCGAAGAGGAGAGAUUGUUAUUUGUUGGUCCAAAGACAGCUCCUGGAAUAUCCAUCACAGCUUCUGCAUCAGUAGAUGAUAUUGAGAAAUAUGUGUCGAUGCAAGAAGAAGAAGAAGAAGAAGAGCAGGAUGAUCCGAAGCGGACUCGUGAAUGUAUUGGUUCUGUCUUUCUCUUUGCCGCUGCCAGGGUGUUAUUCAGCAUUAGGGCGCACAAAUACAAGAGUUCGACAUUAUGGCGCAUCAGUGAUUGGGCCACUACCGUCCCUAGGGCCACUGCCGUCCCUAGGUUCACUGCCGUCCCUGGGUUCACUGCCGUCCCUAGGGCCACUGCCGUCCCUAGGUUCACUGCCGUCCCUAGGGCCACUGCCGUCCGCCCACUAACGCGCCUCUACAACAGCCUCGAGACAACACUGGGAGAAGGAGCGGUCAGUCACCUGGAGUCGCGGAUCCCAUUCCCGGUAAAGCCGUGGUGGAGAGCGCCCACGGUCACUAUCGCGGAAGAUCGAGAAGCGGCGGAACGACUGCACACACACAUUAUCAGCGGAGCCGAUCCACCACUAGCAGUCUACACUGACGGUAGCGGCAUCCACGGGAAAGUGGGGGCUGCUGCAUUGGCGCCGCCGAUCCACACCCAAGAACUCGCUUAUCUCGGCAAGGAAACGACUGCCACCGUGUAUGCAGCCGAGCUUCUUGGCAUUCUCAUGGGCCUAAACCUAAUCCUAACGUCAGACCGGCGCAGAGCAGCGAUCUUCACGGACAACCAGGCAGCCCUGAGGGCUCUCCAAAACCCCAGAAGAUCAUCCGGCCAAUCCAUACUUCGGAGGAUCAUAGAUGCUCUAGAGAGGGUCCGCUCCCAGGGCCUUCAGGUGGAAUUCUACUGGAUCCCGGCGCACCAAGGGAUCGAAGGUAAUGAAUUGGCGGACAAGCUCGCAAUGGAAGCGACGGGCUGCAGACAACAACGAGGCAGAAGAGGGAGGAUGAUCACAGUGGACACUGAUGACACCGCAGCUACACCUGACUUCCUAAGACACCUGAUAUCCGCAGCCAAGUCGGAAAUUCACCGCCAGACCCAGGUACAGUGGGAGCGGGACUGGGAGAACGAGUCAUCGGGGCGAGCCACCUACGCGCUCACACCCGCACCAAGCCCCACGGUCCUCCAUCUACACCACUCCUUACACAAGGCCCUCAGUUCAACCAUCGUACAGAUGCGCACCGGCAAGAUUGGACUACGACAAUUCCUAUAUGAAAGAAAGGUGCCAGAGAUCACUGACACCCUAUGCGAAUGCGGUGGCGGAAAUCAAACAGUACGGCACGUCCUAUUAGCGUGCCCUAGGUUUAACAACCUCAGAACGGAAACAUGGGAAAACGGGGAAGGAAGGGGGGAAAGGUUGGAUCUCAAGGAGAUCUUGACGACGCCUAAGCUAGCUAAGAAGGCUGCAAGAUUUAUGAUCUUAACUAGACUCCUCGGGCAAUAUGGAGCAAUUACGGAGGACAAAAUACGAUAA
Messenger RNA from Histoplasma mississippiense, 3420 nucleotides. RefSeq lists its product with no specific name. Lineage: Eukaryota; Fungi; Ascomycota; Eurotiomycetes; Onygenales; Ajellomycetaceae. Gene Ontology annotation, molecular function: RNA-DNA hybrid ribonuclease activity; nucleic acid binding. The record is from RefSeq and is a predicted model, not a curated record. Gene Ontology annotation, biological process: DNA replication, removal of RNA primer. The coding region runs from base 1 to 3420 and encodes 1139 amino acids. The transcript is spliced from 8 exons.